Messenger RNA from Cyprinus carpio (common carp), 2309 nucleotides. RefSeq names its product RING finger protein 215-like. The record is from RefSeq and is a predicted model, not a curated record. Gene Ontology annotation, biological process: Wnt receptor catabolic process; negative regulation of canonical Wnt signaling pathway; ubiquitin-dependent protein catabolic process. The coding region runs from base 165 to 1226 and encodes 353 amino acids. The transcript is spliced from 10 exons. NCBI's taxonomy places the organism in Eukaryota, Metazoa, Chordata, Actinopteri, Cypriniformes, Cyprinidae. Gene Ontology annotation, molecular function: ubiquitin protein ligase activity; frizzled binding.
UUACCAUCAUCUGUAACAGCAGUUUCCGUUCUAGCUAGUUCAGGGAAAAGCGAGCCGAAGAAGAAGAGCUCCACUUCGCUUAGUUUGUUUACAUCAGCAGGAGGUGACAGAGCAGAGGCAGUUUGGCUCAAAGUUUGAGUCUGUGACUUAGUGUGAUUCAUCCCAUGGGCGCGUUAGCUUGUCUUUCAGCGCUGUGCUGGCUGUGGCUUUGGUCGCUGGUGUCCAGCGAACAGGUGGCUUUUGUAGAGGUGUUUCUGGAUGACCAUCAGCAUGUUUUGCAGGGCGAGGUGGUCCAGGGGAGUCUGGAGAACGACCUCAUGGAAAACCACAGCAAAAAGAAACAAGACCUCAAUGGAGACCUCAUAUUAAUAAAAGACAAAGCUAUUAAAACCACCAGUGAAAGCAGUGAUGGGAAGGAUCUGAACCCCUGGAUUGGAGUGGUACCGGUCCAGAUAAAGGAAGGCACAGUUUCCAGUAACAGCAACCAGGAGUCGUUUGCUGCCUCUGUGGUCAAUAAGAUGAAGCGUGCUCUUGUUUUGGGUGCAUCUGCUUUGAUCAUCCUGGCUUUAAACCAGAAUACUGUCCGAGAGAUGGAUCUCUCUCAGGUCCUCUCAAAGCCAGUCAUUAUCAUUCAGACAUCAGAAAAUGUCACUAAGCUCAUUGGAGCACUCCUCAGGGGCCUUCAUGCAACAGCAAAAAUCACUUACAAGUCUUUUCUACAGGACACUCUGGGGGCCACCUUGACCCUGUGGUCCAGCUGUGGACGUUCGAGAGGAGGGUUGUACGGGGAAUGGCAAGGGGUCAUCUGCACCGGGGAGACCAACUCUCAGGUCCAGAAAUAUCUCCAGCAGCUCUGGAACACUGUUGUUCUGGUGGCCCUGGUGCUCUCCACAGGGGUCAUAGUUCAUGCACGCUGGCAGCUCCAGGACAACCAGCUUAAUGAUGAUUUACAGUCAGACCUAAAGCAAGACAUUUUAAAGAGAUUAUCAGCACUGAAGACGAGGAUAUACCGGCAACCCAAAGUGAGAAGAUCAUGUGACCCAACACAAACUCAACCGGUGGAGAUGGACAGUUGUGCAGUUUGUCUGGAGCAAUACAACAACAACCAGUGUUUGAGGGUGUUACCGUGCCUCCAUGAAUUCCACAGAGAUUGUGUGGAUCCCUGGCUGCUCCUUCAGCAGACCUGUCCUCUCUGCAAACGUAGCGUGCUUGGUCAUUUUUACUAAGCUGGACCAGGAAGGACUUUGAAUUUCUAUGAGUUGGAUUGACUCUUCUUUUUCAAACUUUACAUGGCAACUAAACCCCUCCACUGUACUGUAAGGUCAGAAUAUCUCCAUUUGACCUCUACAAAGACUAUAAACCUUGAGUUCUCUUUCAAGAGACCACAGGAGUCAGGACUAGUUCCUGGUCUUUGGUCAAACCACUUGUGAAGUUUCUUGAAGGUAGGUCCUUGUACAUGGGAUCAGUUAUUUUGCGCACAUUUCUUGAGCCGGCUCAAAGAUUUACAGAUACACGGAUUGUGAAGUCACAUGCACAGCAAAAAAAGAAAUAUUUCAGAUCUCUUCGAAUUAAGGAAGAAUCAUACACCCUCAAGUCUCAAUUUUUUGUUUAAACAAGGGUUGGCACAAAGUUUGGAUAAAAUCCUUAGAGAGAAAAAAAAAAGAAAGAAAUAGUAUCUGUCAGUACAAUAUCACUCAACCUUUUCCUCUGAUACGAGACCAGGGCUGGUGCCUAACUUAGCCCUUUUCUACCCUUUUUCACCAAAAAAGAUGCCGUGAGCUUGAAGUUGUGAUAUUUACAUCUUUUGAGAACAUAUAAAAUGUUUCUGGACCUUUAAGCAGAAACAUUAUCAUUAUGUUUGUUUGUGAUACGCCAUUGUUUGGCCUCGUCAGCUAAACCUCUAGCUCCAGUACUAGCACCAAUCUGGAGAAAAAGAGGUAUGUUAAUCAGGUCUGUUACUCGAAACUACACGGUAAAGUCAAAGAUACAUGCAAGUAUCAGUAUUCCAUACAAAGAGUUGCAAGGAUGCCCUGUGCCUUCUUGCUACACAGAGCGACUUUUAUUAUUACUGUGCUCUUAAAGAGAAUUAACAGAGACUGUAAGUACAUUUACAUGCAUUUUAGAAGUUCAGUUUCUCUUCAGUUUAGUUUUGAAAUGUCAUGGAAAUGCUUCAUUCUAGUCAGGGUUUUGCAUAGUUGGACUAAUGAACCUAUGCUACCGUUCAAAAGUUUGGGGCCGGUUUAAUAAGAAAUUAAUACUUUCAUUCAGCAAAGAUGCAGUAUAUUGAUUAAAACUUUCUAUUCAUUAAU